AUGUUUUCACACGAACGUAUUUCAUCGACACACCUGUUCCCGGUCUCAACGUUUAAAAUGGCUGUUACACUUCACACAGAUAUAGGAGACAUCAAAAUUGAAAUAUUUUGUGAACGCGCACCGAAAACGUGCGAGAAUUUCCUUGCCUUGUGUGCCAGUGGGUUCUACAAAGGAUGCAUCUUCCACCGAAAUAUUAAAGGCUUCAUGGUGCAAACUGGAGACCCGACAGGCACUGGCAAAGGAGGAACGAGCAUAUGGGGACGCAAAUUUGAAGAUGAAUUCAGCGAACAUUUAAAACACAAUGUUAGAGGAGUGGUCUCCAUGGCAAACAAUGGUCCAAACACCAAUGGCUCCCAGUUUUUCUUCACCUACGCCAAACAGCCUCAUCUGGACAUGAAGUAUACUGUGUUUGGAAAGAUUAUUGAUGGCUUGGAAGCAUUGGAUGAGCUGGAGAAACUCCCUGUACAUGAAAAGACAUUCCGACCGUUGACUGAAACUCGGAUUAAGGAUGUUACCAUUCACGCCAACCCUUUUGCUGGUUAG
Molecule: messenger RNA, 543 nt
Organism: Nerophis lumbriciformis (worm pipefish)
Lineage: Eukaryota; Metazoa; Chordata; Actinopteri; Syngnathiformes; Syngnathidae
Source: RefSeq, a predicted model, not a curated record